AUGCCGCUGAUACAUAAGGGUGUAGUGACAAGCGUGGGAAAGAUGUCAAAGACUAUCACAGUGACGGUACCGUUCAAAAAGCAUUUAGAACAGUACAAGACGGACAUUACACGACACAAAAAGUACCUCGUUCAUGAUGAGGGUCAUCAAUCCCACCUCAACGACAUUGUCACUAUCAUUCACCAGCAUCCCAAAUUCUCCCCUCGUAAAGCAUUCAGAUUACACGAGAUACAUCGACAGGGUCAAGACCCAUCAAAUUACGUGGACAAGGAUCCAGCAUGGGCCAAGAUCACGGCGCAGACAAAAGCCAACAGGGCAAGGGAGAAGGCCAAGGUGGUCAAAUUGGUCAAACUUGGGGAAAAGCAAAAGAAAUUGGCAAAGGGACGAGAUUUCUUGGGAGAUGUCAUCAACGCUGGAGAGGCUCCUUCCGGGACGACGUCGGCAUCAAAGCAAUCGGCGUCGUCGAAACGAUCCGGCGGGGGCAGCAAGGGUCCGACAGACACUACUGCGGAAGGCGAUGUGUCAUCUGAAUCCAGGAGUUCAGGUCCAAAGAGUCCAGCAGGUGGCAGUACGCAGAAACCAUGA
Messenger RNA from Kockovaella imperatae, 585 nucleotides. RefSeq lists its product as hypothetical. NCBI's taxonomy places the organism in Eukaryota, Fungi, Basidiomycota, Tremellomycetes, Tremellales, Cuniculitremaceae. Bases 1 to 585 code for a protein of 194 amino acids. The record is from RefSeq and is a predicted model, not a curated record. The transcript has 4 exons. Gene Ontology annotation, molecular function: structural constituent of ribosome. Gene Ontology annotation, cellular component: ribosome. Gene Ontology annotation, biological process: translation.